CGUCAAUAUUUUGUAGAUUAGCCUUAUAAAAAAUUUCAAAAGUCACGCACUCAGAUAACUCACAAGCUCCGGAUCUCAAAUUAGUAUUCUCCAACCCCUCAACAACCAACCAACCAUGGCAACUCGUAUCCAAUUCGAAAACAGUAGUGAAAUCGGCGUGUUCUCAAAACUCACCAACAGCUACUGCCUAGCUGCAAUCCAAGGCAGUGCAAACUUCUACUCGGCCUUUGAGGCUGAACUUGGCGAAGUCAUUCCCAUCGUACAUUCUACGAUCGGCGGCACCCGCAUCGUCGGGAGAUUGACUGCAGGAAAUAGACAUGGUCUCCUCGUCCCUUCAACAACGACUGAUCAAGAACUGCAGCAUCUACGCAACUCUCUUCCUGACGCUGUGUCGAUCCAGCGAAUCGAAGAACGUCUAUCUGCUCUGGGAAACGUUAUCGCUUGCAACGACUACGUUGCCCUCGUCCACCCUGACGUUGAUCGCGAGACAGAAGAAAUAAUCGCUGAUGUGCUCAAGGUCGAGGUUUUUAGGCAGACCGUCGCAGAUAACGUCCUUGUGGGAAGCUAUUGUGCGAUCUCAAAUCAGGGUGGACUUGUUCAUCCAAAGACGAGUGUUCAGGACCAGGAUGAACUAAGUAGCCUUCUGCAAAUUCCCCUCGUGGCUGGUACUGUCAACCGAGGUUCAGACGUUAUCGGUGGAGGUCUUGUCGUGAACGACUGGUGCGCGUUUACUGGGCUUGACACUACCGCCACAGAGAUCAGUGUCAUCGAAGCUGCAUUCAAGCUUCAAGGACAAAGUUCUUCAGCUGUCAUUGGAGAGAUGCGGGAUUCUCUUAUCGAUAACUGGGCAUGAUUUCACCGUCACACAUCCUGUUACUGUUACAUAUACCUUCACGUCUACCUUCACUUACACUUGAAGCGCAACCUCAGUCUACAUCAUGAACUUUGUAUCUUUACGCUCAUAAGUCAUUGACAAUGGAAAAACAGGAAGAGGAAUUUAUUGGAGACUA
Messenger RNA from Suillus discolor, 1010 nucleotides. Its product is annotated as eukaryotic translation initiation factor 6. The record is from RefSeq and is a predicted model, not a curated record. Gene Ontology annotation, cellular component: nucleolus; preribosome, large subunit precursor; cytosol. The transcript is spliced from 6 exons. Gene Ontology annotation, molecular function: ribosomal large subunit binding. Gene Ontology annotation, biological process: maturation of LSU-rRNA; ribosomal subunit export from nucleus; assembly of large subunit precursor of preribosome. NCBI's taxonomy places the organism in Eukaryota, Fungi, Basidiomycota, Agaricomycetes, Boletales, Suillaceae. Bases 116 to 853 code for a protein of 245 amino acids.